This is a messenger RNA of Staurois parvus, 345 nucleotides long. NCBI's taxonomy places the organism in Eukaryota, Metazoa, Chordata, Amphibia, Anura, Ranidae. The record is from the annotation of a GenBank genome assembly.
ACCCACCUGUGCCACUCUGCAGUGUCACACACCUGUGCCCAGAAGUGCCACCUACCUGUGCCCAGCAGUGCCACCCACCUGUGCCCACCCACCUGUGCCCACCAGUGCCACCCACCUGUGCCCACCCACCAGUGCCACCCACCAGUGCAGCCCAGCAGUGCUGCCAGUCAGUGCCACCAGUCAGUGCCCAGGGGUUGUGCCAGUCAGUGCCGCCAGUCAGUGCCCAGCAGUGAUGCCAGUCAGUGCCGUCUAUCAGUACCCAUCAUCAGUGUCACCUAUCAGUGCCGCCUAUCAGUGCUGCCUACCCGUGCCACCUCAUUAGUACUGCCUAUCAGUGCCCUUUAG